Messenger RNA from Ziziphus jujuba (common jujube), 2419 nucleotides. RefSeq lists its product as uncharacterized. The record is from RefSeq and is a predicted model, not a curated record. NCBI's taxonomy places the organism in Eukaryota, Viridiplantae, Streptophyta, Magnoliopsida, Rosales, Rhamnaceae. Gene Ontology annotation, molecular function: zinc ion binding. The coding region runs from base 397 to 2010 and encodes 537 amino acids. The transcript has 9 exons.
GUGAAGAAAAAGUAGUGGAAAGAAGAAAGAAAAAAGGAAAAAAAAAAAAAAUGCAAAGGCAAAAAAGCGAAUCCUGAAGCACAAAGAUCAAGUUGGCGGGUAAAUUAUAUAAAACGCAAAAGAAUUUAAAAAAAAUUAAAUAAAUUAAAUUCAUUCCAUCCAAAUCCAAACUUUGAGAAAAAACCAAAUUUAAUGAUAGCUUUGAGGCCCGACCAAGCUUUGUGGUUUCCAUCAUUACCACUCUUUUAACUUUUUUUUGGAUUUGAAUUUAAUUUGAUUUUGCUCUGAGAUCUAUGUGAUUCACUGCAAGCUAAAACCUUAUUUAUCAGCUAUACAAAGUUAGGGUUUUUCUGUUGCACUGCUUUUUUUGGUUUUUGAAAAGUUUUACGGAUUUUGAUGAAGAAUUCUGGUUCUGAGCUUCAACCUGCUGAAGAAUCCACUUCGGCUUCUACUAAUCCACCUACGACAUGUAAUCUGAAGGAAAAAAGUGAAGGGACCUCCUUGAUUCCACAGUCUAGACGGCCAAACUUGUCAUCUUUGCAAAUACCUGCAAGGUCUCUUGAAAAUACUUUGUCCACUUUUACAAGGGUCGAUAUUCCUUCAGUACCAAGUCCGGCUUCUAGAGCUGGACUGCCCCCUAGACCAAAUUCAGCCAAGGUCAAAUCAUCCAUGAAAGGUCUGUUUCCGCAAAGAAGCGUUAAGGUGAAAAAUUUGGCUCAGGAUGCUGAGAAGACCAUUCUCAUUAUACCAGAUACACUUCCAUCAGAUGAUUCUGUUGCGAGGCCUUCUACUUCAAGGUCUUUCUCCCUGAAUAAGAUUUUUUUUUCUUCAUCAGCAAAAGCAACAAAUUCUUUACCAGUUACACCAAUGGCACGUUUGGGCCAUGAGGCUAUACAAGGAAGACAUGUGGAGAGUGAUUCUGAUUUUUCUAAAACUGAAGUUAAGCAGCAUAUGACCCGCUCAUUAUCAGUUCCAGUAAAUGUUAAAGCCAGAAGUUUAAGACGAAUGGAUUCUGGAGGCAUGAUCCGUGUGAUUUCAGCAACUCCACGUCCUCCAAUUGUUGAAGGUGCCUCACCAGAUGAUGUGCCAGCAGUUGAAAUUGCUAGUGAAGAUGAUGGAGAGGAUAUUCCAGAGGAAGAAGCUGUUUGUAGAAUUUGUUUGGUUGAGCUUGGGGAAGGUGGUGAUACCCUUAAAAUGGAAUGCAGCUGCAAAGGAGAGCUGGCACUUGCGCACCAAGAGUGUGCAGUGAAAUGGUUUAGCAUUAAAGGAAACAAGACCUGCGAUGUCUGCAAGCGAGAUGUUCAAAAUCUACCCGUAACAUUGUUGAAAAUACACAACCCUCAAACUGUUAGACGGCUACAAACACUCCCACAGCAGAGGGAAGCUCCUCGAUACCGGAUCUGGCAGGAUGUACCAGUUCUUGUCAUGGUCAGCAUGCUUGCAUAUUUCUGUUUUUUGGAGCAACUCCUGGUAUCUGAUUUGGGGCCUCGUGCACUGGCCAUUUCUUUACCUUUUUCAUGUGUUCUAGGUCUCCUUUCAUCAAUGAUUGCUUCCACUAUGGUGAGCAGAAAUUACAUAUGGGCUUAUGCUUCAUUCCAGUUUGCCAUUGUGAUCCUGUUCGCUCACAUUUUUUAUACAGUACUUAAUGUAAACCCAAUUCUUUCUGUCCUCCUGUCCUCCUUCACUGGCUUUGGGAUAGCAAUCAGUACAAAUUCUCUCCUGGUUGAAUAUAUCAGAUGGAAAACCAGCAGGCAACUGCGAUCUUCCCGUCAGAAUAUUAAUGGUGCAAUGCAGCGACAACAGCUACAACUGCAGCAACACCACCACCACCACAGGCAGCACCAGCACCAGUAUCAGCAAGAACAAUUAGUAGAAGAUAUGCAGCAGCAGCAGCAGCAUGGGCAAGAGCAUUAUCAACAACAGCAGCAGCAGCAGCAUCAAGUGAUUGAAGAUCGAAAUGUGGGACCCACAUAUAGUUCUGGGCAGCAAGAAAUUAUUCAGACCACAUAGUCCAUCAAGGUCUAGGCAUUUUUGAGAAUUGUGGUCAAACGGUAUCAAACCUGGCUCGUCAUUUUAGUGCAGAUAAACAGUUGAUAUCUGAGAGUUAUUGUUCCAUGGAAUCUUCUGCCACGAUCAACUAGUUUCUUGACAUGAGCGGAAUUGAAGAGAUUGUUCAGAUAAAGAGAAAAGCUGACUAAAUAGCAAUUCAAUUUAUUAGUCUUUGUCUUUGAUUGAUGUACAUGUAGAAAUGUUUCCGUACAAAGUGAUCUUUGUAUUCUAGAUCAUUGAAAUAGCCAACUAGUUUACCACCAAAGAACUUAAAAAAAAAAAAAAAAAAAAAAAAAGACAAUUAACAGGAAAUUUUGAAAAUAACGUUAUGGUUAAGAGUUUUUUUAUUGUAUACGUUUGCUUUUCUGAA